GAACCCGGAAGUGCCAAUGUAAACACAAGUUACGGGACAUAUUUUGUAAUCUAAGGGGUUUAAGUGACUUUUUGAAAACGGCAAAUAGCUGAUCAUUGUCGCACAUAGUUCCGCACAUGAUGUCCUUUUGUUGAUUCAUAUUUGUCGUUGAAUAAAAGUGUCAGUUUUCUUGUAGUGAUUUAGACAGAUAGAGGACCUGCUGGUUCUCAUAAUGGCAGAGCGUUUAAACAUACAUCUGCAAAAAUCCACCAAGGAGAAACUUGACAAAUUCAAACAAAUGAGAGGUAAAGAAGUUCAGUCUGAUGAAUUCUGGGAUCUUGUGGUCAUUACUGCAGUGGAUGAGGACCAGAAGUCUGCUUAUGAAAUUCAGAUCACUGAGAAACUGGAGAGGAAUGAACUGCCACUUGGCAUCAAUUAUCAUGUCUUUGCAGAUCCUCCAGGAUGCAAGAUUGGUAAUGGUGGAUCCACUUUACAUUCACUACAGUGUCUACAUGAUAAAUAUGGCAAGUCACUGUCAGGAUUUAAAGUCAUCCUUAUUCAUGCAGGAGGAUUCAGUCAGCGUUUGCCCAAUGCCAGUGCCCUGGGUAAAUUACUCACAGCUUUGCCCCUGGGAAACCCUUUAUAUCAAAUGCUGGAGCUCAAGCUUGCAAUGUAUGUGGAUUUCCCCUCACACAUGAAGCCGGGAAUGCUGGUUACCUGUGCUGAUGAUAUUGAGCUCUACAGUGUUCCUGCCCAAGAGAACGUAGUGUUUGAUAAGUCAGGUUUUACUGCCUUAGCACACCCCUCCCCUCUCUCUAUUGGUACCACUCAUGGAGUUUUUGUUCUAGAACCAGCAGAGACGCCCAGAAUUUGUGACAUGGAAUACAGAACUUGCUCUCAAUUUCUGCACAAACCAAGCAUCGAAAAGAUGUUCAAAUGCAAUGCCAUAUGCAAGAGGGAAGGAAAGGAGUUUGUUUACACUGACAGCACUUACUACUUUGAUUAUGGGACUUCUAUGACCCUACUAACCUUGUUCAGUGAAAUCAGCCCUCUGACAUGUGAAAUCGAUGCUUAUGGAGACUUUCUUCAAGCCCUGGGGCAAAGAGCUACUGUGGAUUACACGGAAAACACUGCCAACGUCACAAAGAAGGAAAACGGUCUCAUUGAGAUUCGCAGAAAGAUUUUCCAUCGUCUCAAAGGCACGGCACUCAACGUCAUCCUGUUGAACAACUCCAAGUUUUAUCAUGUCGGCACCACAGAGGAAUACUUGUUCCACUUCACCGCUGACCCCUGUCUCAGAGCAGAACUCGGCCUGCUCUCUGCUGCCUUCAGUGUGUGCGACUUGGAGCGAUCGGAGAAAACUCGAGUUUGCGUGACACACAGCAUCCUGCAUCCCAGUGUGACUGUAUCCCAGGGCAGUGUUGUGGAAUACUCCAGAUUAGAUGCUAGAGUUAAAGUCGGAAGUCGAUCUAUCAUCAGCGGCUGCUGGAUUGGCACAGAUCUAUCAGUGUCAAGUGACACCUUCAUACACUCUUUGGCUGUAAACCUGGAUGGAAAAACGGGUUUUGUGACUGUGGUUUUUGGUGUUCGAGAUGAUCUAAAGAAAAGUGUAUCCAGUCCUGCUCAUAUGAAAGCAUUGAGCUUGUUUGAGGUUAAUCUGGAGGACUGUGUUGGACUCUGGGGUUUGUUUCCAGAGAAGGUCAGGUUCUCAGGAGACACAACUAUGUGUAGUUUGUGGAACGCCUGCAUUUUCCCAGUGUGCUCCAAUUUAAAGGAUUCAUUCGUGAUGUCACUGGGGAUGCUGAAGGCACUGGAUAGUGGAACCAAUUUCACACUACUAAAAAAUGCCACACUAACCUCUUUACAAGAAACUCUGCAGAACAAGAACCUAGAGGAAAUGUUGAAAUUUAGGAAAAAACUGUAUGAAGACAUUCUCAGGGUGAAUUUAAGUAAUUCGGUCUGAGCAUGUGUGUGUAAAUGAUCAAUAGUUUGAUUGCAUAUACUGCCCGACAAAGGCAAAGCGCAGUAAGUAUGAGACAGUGCCUUCAAAGUUGUUUUUACUAAAUUGAUUUGAUAUCAGUUUUCACACACCGUUUUCUCUAAAUCUGAGCUUAGUUAAAUCAAACCGUAUGUCACAGGAGAUAUAGUCCAGAUUUUAGUCAUAACUCAGUUUUGACAACAGAUUACUGCUUUUUGCCUUGUAGGGCAGUAUAGCCAUGUGACGAAAAUCGUAAAUUGGCCAUAACAGACACUACAGAAAUACCAAGAUGGUGCACUCACAUUACUAUGAAUGGGAGAAAGGGCUAACAAGCAAUAUGGCAAAAUAAGUCCCGCCUUCUGAAUAAAAGAGCCGAUUGCCAGUUAGUAAAGUCAACAUGUUACUGUUGGUGCCUUUAUGGCUCUG
Sinocyclocheilus anshuiensis is the source of this 2383-nucleotide messenger RNA. Its product is annotated as fucose-1-phosphate guanylyltransferase-like. Gene Ontology annotation, molecular function: transferase activity, transferring phosphorus-containing groups. The record is from RefSeq and is a predicted model, not a curated record. The transcript has 6 exons. The coding region runs from base 212 to 1942 and encodes 576 amino acids. Lineage: Eukaryota; Metazoa; Chordata; Actinopteri; Cypriniformes; Cyprinidae.